AUGUCCAGCAGAGACGGUUGGCUUGAGGCGUUGGCAUGCCACAGGUUGGUGCUCUACGUGUCGUGUUCGUUCGGACUGGAAGUGGUGGAGCUGGCGGAGUCCGCCGUGCGGCGCGAACUGCCAGCCAGCGUGGCCUGGGCCAUGGCGCGCUCCUCGCGGGGUGGCGGCAGCGGCAGCAGGCGCAGCAGGACGUACUGGAUGUGCAGCUGCGGUGGGUGGAACUGGGACUGGCGCACCACAUGCCUUGGCUGUGGGUACGCGGCCCCGCCAUGGGCGCGGGAAGCGGCAGCAGCCAAGACCAAGCCCCAGGCGGAUAAGGACGGCUGGGUGGAUCAGCCGCGCGGGCGCCGUGCCCAGCGGCAGGCCCGCAGUGCUGCAACGAGUGCGGCAACCUCCAAGUCGCAGACCUCGGCGCCGGGCGCCAGUGGGGCGCCCAGCGGCAGCGGCGCCACGGCGAUCGAGAGGCUGCAAGUCGCGGUCGAGCAGCUGGAGGCGCUGCAGGCGGAACCGCCCGACGGGGCCGAUUGCUGCUUCACCGAUGUCGUCGCCAGCCAGUUGGAGGCCAAGCGCGCCGAGCUGGCAGAGGCCCAGCGGGCGGCAGCAGAGCAGAAGGCGUCCUCCAUGCCGCUGUCGGCGAUGCUCCAUAAGGAGGCGAACGCCAUCAGCAAGGCGGAGAAGCGCCUCCGAGCAGCGCGCCAGAGCCUGGAGCAGAAGCAAGAGGCGCGUGGCCUCGUCGAGGCCCAGCUGCAGAAGGCCGAGGAGGAGCUGGAGCAGCUCGACGCGGAGGGGCCAGCCAGGUCCCCAGGGCUGCUCAUGCAGCUGGACAAGCUGCCCGAGGCGUGGGGCUCCAGCAACUUCGAGGUGGCGCGGGCGGCCAUUCGCUCCCAGGUGGAGGCGGUGCGUGCGCAGCUCGCCGAGGCCCCUGCCGUCCCGAGGAGAGUGCCCUGGGCGGAGUCGUGCCCAAUGGACGAGAUCAGCAGCGAGGACGACGACCACGCAGGAGGCUGCAGGCCUUGGCAGCCGCAGUGCGCCGCGGAGCGUGGCCAGGCCGAACGACGCGGCGACGCCCGCGGCGAGUGGCCGAAGGUCGCCCAGGCUUGCAAGCGGGAGCCGGCGGCCGAGGCUGAGGACCUGGCCCCUCUUGCAGCUCGCACUGCUGGCCGCGCAGCUGGGGGCCGCGGCGGAGGCCUAGCUGCGUCGACAGCUCAGAAUGUUCGCAGCGGGCUGGGGAAGCUCGGGUGCAACGGCAACGCUCGGAGGAGGGGCCUGGAGGCGAUCAAGGCCUUGGACUCCCGCAACAGGGGCCCGCUGCACCUUGUGAUGCUCCAGGAGCCCUACCUGGCACAGCGCCGCCUUGAGGAGGCCAGGGGGGCAGCGCGGCGCAUGGGAUAUACGGAGUUCCUCCACGCGUCGGCGCCGACGGACAAGAAGGGCCCGCGGGCGACCUCAGGCGGCGCAGCGGCCUCGAGGCAUUGCUCGAUUGGAGUCACAGUGUCCGCUGCCUCAGGCCUGCCGCUGCGAGCGUGCUCGCUGUGCCUCCAGGGCGCCCUGGGACCCGACAUCCACGCCAUUUUCGGCGACACGGAGUACAUGAGGGCCGAGUCCGAGCUGCAGGCGCGCCUCGCCGAGUGCGCAGGCCACGCAGUCCUGAUAAUGGCGGGCCUGAUGCAGACAGGCAUGCUGCUGCACAGGCUGAUGAAGCGGGGGCUGGAGGCGGCGGCGACCAGGCGUGCAAGUGUUGGCACGCCAUGGAAGCACUGUACCUCCCCCUUCGGCGCGGUGGUGCCGACCCGUGCGCGGAUCGGCUGGCGCUUCAAGUCCGAGCGGCGCAAGGUCACGGACCCUGGCGUCGAGCUAGACCUCAUGCACCUUGGCGCUUGGCGUGCAUCCGUUCGUCACGAGAUGCGGAAGCUCAGCCGCGGCACCUGCCUGCAGCGACCACUGCAAUGGGACGCCAUCGGAUGCCUGCUCAGGCCAGACGGCAGGCCCAGAGUGAGGGAGCAGAACGCCCUCGGGGCCUACAUCUCCAACGCGCACUGGAGGCAGGCCAGGCUCCUUGAUGUGCUGGAGGCCCAGCGGCGCGGCAGAGUGUCGGCACGGCUGAAGCAGUGUGCGGAACGUGCGCGGGCCCUAGGUGACCACGCAGGCGACGACUUCGGCCGCUGCUGGCUGCCCGCGCCAGAGCCACCGCAGAGUCACCACACCGACGCCAUGUGGGUGCGAUGGGCUUGCAGGCCAGCCGUCGAUAAGUUCGACGGCAAGCUGUCCCAGUCCGGAGCCGUGCGCUGUGAGGGCUGGGCCAUAGCGCAGUGUGACGACGACGGCAACCUGGGGACAGGGCUCUACGGCACCGUCUGGUGCUACCGCUGCCCGCAGCAGACGGCCAAGGACGGCGAGGACCUUGCUGCCUGGAUGCUCGCGACCUUGGAGGGGCCUGCAGUGGAGGAAGUCAACAUCGACUGCAGCUCCGCAGAGUCCUGCCUGCGGAGAGGGCGCGCGGACGCCGCCGCGCCCAGCAGGGCGAACGCCCACCUUUGGCGCGGGAUCCUGGCAGCCUUCGAGCCAGGUGCGUUCGAGGUGAACAAGGUGCAAGGCCCCUGGCUGAGGCAGGCAGUGCUCGGCGGGCUCCUGACGGAGGCCCAGAGGCACGGCGUCGAGCACGCCGACCGCCUCGCCGAGAUGGGCGUCCAGACGCAUGCAGUGAACAGGUGGGCGUUUGGCGUGCACCAUGCGCUGGCGGAGAUCAUGCAGGAGCUCGGGCGCGGGGCCUGGUGGGCCGCCAUCGUCGGGCAAGGCAUCGAGGCCAGGGAUCGCGAAGAGCUCCCUCCUGCGGCUGAGCGGCGCCACGUACGCUGCGCCGACGCCGAGGAGGAGUCCCAGGCAGCGGAGGAUACCACGGGCGAGGAGCCGAAGGCCGAGCGGCCACGCCUGGAGAGCGCCCGCUCGACAGGCAGCAGCUCGGCAGCCCUCUCGGCCAGUGCAGUUGCCUUCAGCGCACUGGGACAUGCCUUGUCCUAUGCCUGCGCUGGAGAAGGGGAGGACACCCAGGAGCUCGUGGCAUGCUCCAAGUGCGGCGCCUACACGACGCUGGGCGGCCGCUCGGGGGUCAGGCCUCGCCUCAAAGAGCGGUGCCCAGGCGACAAGACCGACGAGGGCGGCAGGAACCAGCGCAGCCUGUGGCGACGAGGACUCCACCCUGGAGGCAAGAGGCAGGAGGUGUCACGGGCUGCCAGACACAGAGUGAACGGAGGGGGCAUCCCAGCAUUGCGCUCGCAGGGUCCAGUGCCUGAGCACGCGCAGGAGCGGCGCAGCUCGCCGCCGCGGCCGGCCCUGCAGGCGGCGCCCAGGAGGACGGCAGACUACCUCGACAGACCAGCGAGGCAGACCAGCACGGCAGAGUUCUACCUCGAAGUUGAGCGGGGGUGGCGCCCAGAGGAUCUCGGCCGCCCAGGUGUGGUCGAAGUGCAGUGGAAGCCCAUGCCGAGGGCCCUGACCCUGACCUUCAGGCUCGCGAUUGCGCAGGCGGCGGGCCCCUCCGCGGCGCUGAGGGACCGCGGUGGUGGCAGGGGUCUCGACUUCGACGACGAGGCGAGGAAGCUGUGGGCGAGGCUCAACCUUGACCCCUCCCAGGUCAGCGGUGGCCAGUAUAAUGCGCUCGACCCGCUCUGGAGACACCCGCAGUCGGGCGGGACCUUCUUCGUUGGGAACCAGACAGCGGCUUCGCAGUUGAAGUCUUUCCAUUCUCUACCAUCGAAUUUUCACAUCACGCACGUGGUGAACUGCACGGACUCGAUGCCGCUGUACCACGAUCGGCCAGACGGGCCCAUCAAGUAUUUCCGGUUCGACAUCUGCAGCCAUGGCAGGAGGGCGCACUCGGACGCGGAGGCCGUCGCCUUCGUGGAGCCCAUGCUGAGCUUCGUUGGGGCGGCGCUCGCGCGCGGCCAGAACGUCAUGGCUCCCUCCCUGCCUUGCCCCUCCGCCGGUGGCCCCGCCCCUCCACUCCUCCUUCCGUCUAUACCGCACCCCCAUCGUCGCGGUGCACUGCCUGGCGGGCGCGCACCGGGCCGGCACGACCGGGGUGAUCUGCCUGAUGCACUUCGCGGGCCUCAGUGCCCGGGAGGCGGUGCCCAUCGCCAAGAGGUGCAGGCCCAUCAUCCUCCCGGCCCCCGACGUCGGCGACUUCCCCCAGCUGCUGAUGAAGCUCGAGCGGGGCUGGCGGGCGUCCGGACGGGCGGGCCCGCCUGGCAGGGGCCUCGCGCCCGCCGCCUCUGCGGCGGGCGCCGGCCCUGUCCAGGAGCCGCCGAGGCUGUGAGAGCGCCUCGCGGGCGGCCGCGGCAAACGCCGCCCUCCCGCGCGGGCCUCCGCGCGCGCCGCCGGGGCCCCCGCCGGGCCGUCCCGCGCAGGGGGCGCUGCUCUUUAG
Molecule: messenger RNA, 4420 nt
Organism: Prorocentrum cordatum
Lineage: Eukaryota; Dinophyceae; Prorocentrales; Prorocentraceae
Source: the annotation of a GenBank genome assembly